AUGGCAUCAAAUCAACAAACUAGCUUCGAAAGAUCUCUAGAUCUCUUUCGACGAGAGCUUUCCGAUGAUCAGGCAACUCAGAACAUACUGGGGCGCAGGAAUGAUCUGUGCAAAUUGACCCGAAUCCAGAAGUUUCUACACGCUAUGGAACAUGUUGAAAAGCUUGUCACAGUAUUCCUCAACGCCAGCGACUUCGUGGCUUUUAUUUGGGGUCCUAUUAAGCUGGCGCUUAUGGUCGCCACAACCUGGACAGAUGCUAUCAGGCAGUUGAUUGACGCUUAUGAAGAGAUCGCAGAAGCGCUAGGCAAUCUCGCCUUCUUCCAUACCCUCAUUCAGAGCAGGAAUCACCUGAAAUUGGUAUUGGAGGAUUACUUUUCGGAUAUCCUUCGCUUUCAUCGCUGCGUUCUAGAUGUUUUUUCCCGUCCAGAAUGGAAGAGAAUCUUUAAAUGGGCGUGGGGAAGCUUUCGGCGCGAAGUCAAGCCAAUUCUCGAAAGUCUCAAACGCAAACAUGCUCUUUUAUCAGAUGACAAGCUGCAAUCCCACGCUAUCCUCAAGGAAGUCCAAGACUCCGAUCAGUACGCUAAGGAUCAGUUCAGUAACCUUCAGACAAGUCUCGAUGAUAUAAGGUCUACUUUGGCUUCUGAGCAGUUGCAAAGCAAGGCUUUACAAUCUCGGGAAAUGAAGACCUACUUGGAGAGUCGACUGGAUAUUUCAACGUCUCGAACUGACCUUCAGCUAGAAUCACAGGAUACUGUCGAUAAAAAUUCUGGCAUUUGGAUCUUUUCCAAUCCAAUUUUCAAAAGUUGGGAGGGAGGAAAAUCUGCAGAGAAAAGGGUCUUGUUCCUCAAUGGCUCCCCUGGUUCUGGCAAGACCACGUUAGCCAAGACGAUUAUUCGUCAUCAAAAGCAGAAAGAAGCUUCUGAGGCUCCCGGGCGGUCUUUUCUAGCUUAUUUCUUCUUCAAACACAAUGCCACGGACCGGAGGACGGCUCGGUCAAUGCUCCAACACGUAAUCAUACAACUUGCUGAUGCAGACGAAACUAUAAUGAGGUUCGCACAUGAAAGCCUUUCCACCAAGGACGUCACCGAACUUGCCGAUCUCAAGGAACUGGCAAGUGAAUGCUUUACAUCUAGGCCGAAUGCAACGCUUGUUCUUGACGGACUGGACGAGGCGAUGGGCAACGAGCAACAAAUCUCGGUCAAGUGGUGUCUGGAUCAGCUUGUUCCAGCUGCAAGAUCCACUGGCUGCCACCUAAGAAUCCUGAUUUGCGGACAGAGAGACGGAAAGCUCGACUGUAUACUAUCAUCACAUCCUCAGAUCCGACUGGAGCUAGUAGAUGCUCACCAACAUGACAUUGAGCAGUUCACGAAAGAGCAAGCCGCGAAGAUACGAACUAGAUUUCGGUUAGCAGCGCCAGAAGAAGAAAACCUGAUCUCCAAGAUAGCGGGCGCCUCUCGAGGGAUGUUUCUAUAUGCAAGAGUGGUCCUUGAUAAUCUUGCAGCCAUGGACUCAAAACGGGACUUUAAAGACGAACUGGAAAGUGACGCUUUCCCGAAAGAUCUUGAUCAAGCUUAUGAUCGUAUCACUCAACGUAUUCUGCAAAACAACCGGCCCUCACGCGACACAAGCGUAAAGAGGAUCCUGGGCUGGAUUAUUUGUGCCGCAAGGCCCCUUCGAUGGCGCGAAAUACAGUCCAGAUUCUGCAUCGACGCAGAACAGCAGAUUUGUGAUAUUGAUAACCUUCGUCUAGACAGCUGCAAACAGAUUUGCAGCUCUUUUGUUGACGUGACGGAUUGCGAGUUGUUCCCACGCAUUGAAUCCGAACAGGUUGUCACCAUGGUUCACGAAACAGCAACCAAAUAUCUCAUUCGCAACAAGACGAUAAAUCUGCUCGAGGAGCAUAUUGACAUGGCUCUUUUUUGUUGCUAUUUUGGGUUCUUGGACUACGCCGCUGCUCACUAUGCCGCCCACGUACAUGAGGUUGAGGCUCCAGAGGUUUCGACGGAUUCAGCACCUAAACUUGAGUCUGUCGAAGCAGCAACAGCUGAUUUGGCAAAAGCACAUGGCAAAGAGGCCUCUGUCGAGACGGGAGAAAUUGCGAAGGCAGCUGAGAACUUGCACUUUGCCAUUCAAGAUAAUGUGCUCGCUGUGCGAAACCUUAUCAGUCUGCAACGACAGAAGUCUGGAAGCGCCUUUUUUGAUGCAACUGAGGGGCCAAUCAGGCACAAGUGUCAUAAGAUACAAUGCUCCAAGUUUGCCACGGGAUUUUCAAACAACUCUGCACUCAAGGAGCACAUAGCAGUACAUGAGAGGCCAUUCAGGCGACUAGAAAGUCAUAACGAGACCUUUCACCAGAGCGUAUCCAGAGCUAAAGCUUUCUUUCCCGCUGAACUUAAGGCUGGCAAAUGGAACCUUGUUGAAGCUUGCAAGGCUGGCGACCUUGAUGAGGUUAAAAGAUUCCACCAAGGGGGAGCUGAUCUCGAAGGUCCUCGGGAAAACCUUGUCACCCCCCUGUAUGCUGCUGCUGAGGCUGGGCAUGGCCCAGUUUGCAAGUACCUCGUCGACAACGGGGUGCGGCCCUUGUUUCAAACAUAUGAUAAGAGAUCCACAAGAAAUCCAAUCAGUGGAGUGAUCAAAGGGUCGCAUCUAGAGAUCUUGGAAUUCUUUCUUCACAGCGGCAAUGGCCCGGACGAUUCCCAGCUGGCAAAAGCUAUUGCCCAGGCGAUACACGCAAACCAUUCAGGCGCAUUGAACAUGAUUCUGACCACACGACAGCCAAGAGACCGUGUCAAGGUGAUAAAGUUGGUUCCACGCGAGAUAAUAUACCAUACCGACAGGGGGUUGGUCGGAGAAAAAUCUCACUUACUAGAAGCCACCCUGAUACAUACUUGGUUCCAAUAUGUCAACCCAGAGUUCUACGACGAAAAAGGGGCAAUCAUUUCACAGUCUGACAGUGCAGAGCAUAAGAUCUGGGGAGACAUCUUUUUUCGACGACUCGAGUUCUUCCACAGGACCCUUCGUAAUGGAUGUUACUCUCUUGCCACGUUCCUAAUGGAUAUCUGGAAUGUUGACUAUCUCCAAAUCAAAAGUGAGGAUGGGGAUACACCAUUGCAUUCUUGCAUCGAAGGAAUAUGCGAAGAGGACUGUAGUAGCUGUAUAUCCAUGAUUCGGCGCCUUCUUCAAUACGACGGUGGCAAAUUCGCCAAUAUUACAGACAGUGGUGGCAGCCUAGCAGCACAUAUAGCAUUGAGUCGCGGUGUCCCACAAGCUGUUCUGCGGGUUGUUCUUGAUAAUACCGGAGAUAUCAACCACAGGGACAACUCAGGACAAAGUCUGCUGCAUGCGGCAACAUCUGCUGGCUCAAUUCGCGUGCUACUGGAGAACGAGUCUGUUGAUCUCUGGAGUACCAACAACAAAGGACGGACCGCAUUUUCAGCAUUUAUCAAGCGUAUUUACGCUGUCGAGGUCGAGGUUCUCGGCCAUCUUUUGGAAGCAGACCCAAGGCUUGCAUGGACACCAGACAAAUCCGAGGAGGGACUCACGCCUCUCCAUUAUGCAAUGAAGGAUUUGAAACUCGAUGAGUUUUACUCAUAUGAUCUACAAACCUCAGCCAGAGCCGCCGAGUUCUUACUAAUGUGCACCGAAGUGGAACGAGUCUUGGUGGCAUAUCAAGCCAAGUCAACGGAUGCCGAUCGGAGAAACGUGCGAGCCUUCGCAGAGGAGGAAAACUUACAGCAAGCACUGGAAAUAAUGGAUUCCAUUGGUUUCAACACUGCAUGA
Messenger RNA from Fusarium tjaetaba, 3780 nucleotides. Its product is annotated as heterokaryon incompatibility protein het-E-1. The record is from RefSeq and is a predicted model, not a curated record. The transcript has 10 exons. Lineage: Eukaryota; Fungi; Ascomycota; Sordariomycetes; Hypocreales; Nectriaceae. Gene Ontology annotation, molecular function: protein binding; ATP hydrolysis activity. Bases 1 to 3780 code for a protein of 1259 amino acids.